This is a messenger RNA of Prunus armeniaca (apricot), 546 nucleotides long. The record is from the annotation of a GenBank genome assembly. Lineage: Eukaryota; Viridiplantae; Streptophyta; Magnoliopsida; Rosales; Rosaceae.
AUGCUAAAGCAAUGGGACAUUGCAUUGCCACAUGUGGAGUUUGCUUACAACAGUGCUGUUCAUUUUUCCACAGGAAAAUCACCAUUUGCUAUUGUUUACACUUUGGUGCCUAGGCAUGUGGUUGACCUGGUCAGGCUUCCAAUGGCCCAGAAGACUAGUGUAGCUACUGAAAAUAUGGUUGAACAGGUUCAGACUGUGAGGGAAGAAGUGAAGGAAAAGCUAGAAAGGAUCAAAGCCAAAUUUAAAGUCACCACUGACAAGCGCCGCCGUGUGAAGUUGUUCCACGAAGGAGACUCCUUAAUGGUUUACUUAAGGAGAGAACGUUUCCCAGUUGGUACCUACAACAAACUGAAAUCUCGGAAGUAUGGCCCCUACAUAGUUUUGAAGAAGAUAAAUGACAAUGUCUAUGUCGUGGAUCUUCGUUAUUCAAUGAGCAUAUCGAGCACUUUCAAUGUUGCGGAUUUACAUGAGUUCCAUGAUGAUGAGUCAAUUUAUUAUGAUGAUAACUCGGGGUCGAGUUCUUCGGAAGUGGAAGGACUGAUGUAG